Molecule: messenger RNA, 1268 nt
Organism: Haliotis rufescens (red abalone)
Lineage: Eukaryota; Metazoa; Mollusca; Gastropoda; Lepetellida; Haliotidae
Product: N-alpha-acetyltransferase 50-like
Exons: 5
Coding region: 95-628 (177 amino acids)
Biological process (GO): mitotic sister chromatid cohesion
Cellular component (GO): NatA complex
Molecular function (GO): acyltransferase activity, transferring groups other than amino-acyl groups
Source: RefSeq, a predicted model, not a curated record
UGCGGAUAGUCUACAUCUGAACUUCCGGUAGUGCGGCGGGAAGGAGCACGAGUAUUGGCGAUCACUUCAAAGAAAUCUGGCCUCCUGUCCAAGCAUGACGAGAGGUCGCAUAGAACUAGGGGACAUAACCCCGCACAACAUCAAGCAGCUCAAGCGAUUGAACCAGGUGGUGUUCCCAGUCACCUACAAUGACAAGUUCUACAAGGACGUCCUAGAAGUGGGAGAACUUGCAAAACUUGCCUACUACAAUGACAUAGUUAUAGGAGCAGUAUGCUGUAGGAUCGACACGUCCGAGAACCAGAGAAGACUUUACAUUAUGACUCUGGGCUGUCUGGCGCCGUACAGGAGACUGGGCAUAGGAACAGUGAUGCUACAACAUGUCCUCAGGAUAUGUGACAAGGACGGAAACUUUGAUAAUGUAUUUCUCCAUGUACAAAUAAACAACGAUGGUGCAAUUAGGUUCUAUGAAAAGUUUGGGUUCGAAAUUGUGGAAGAAAAACAGAACUAUUACAAGCGAAUAGAGCCAGCGGACGCCUAUGUGUUACAGAAGUCCUUCCGCUUGACAAACAACAACCAACCAGCUAGCGAAGAGACGACGUCCGACAACACAGAGAUAAUCGAAUCCUGAAUAUAUUCACGACAGAUGACUCGAUUGAUUUCCUGAUGUUACAAAGACAUUUUUUUGAAUGCAAGAAUUUAGAUUUGAAGUGCUUUAAACUUACUAGUUCUUCAACAGAACAAACCUGUUGGUAAUGUUGUCCUCUGGUACAAAGUUUUCAAGAAUGUGGGACUUUCUCCUGGAAUCAGAACAAUACAGGUUCUUUCAUUGUGUUUGAGACAGAACUGAAAUUGAAGCUUUCCAUUGACAUGAGUCGUUCCAUGUUCCAUCCCCAGUCAGUUGACGUUGUCAUGUUGGUUCCUUAUAGACUACUGUAAGCCUGGCAAGUUUUGCGAGCAGAAAAGUUCUUCAGACUGCGAACAGCACACUCGCAAUAGAUUCAUGACACAGUUAUUUUUGCAGACCAACAAGGAACUAAAGACGUAAGGAGGCAUCUUUCGUUUAUUCACUUCCACACAGGGUCAAAUCAGCCAGAAAUGAUUAAGUAAAUAAUCCUCACAUCCUGUUUCCUCAUGACCCAUUGGGGGUCACGGGUGGCCCAGUCGUCUAAGGUGCAGCGAUUCGCUGACCAGAGUUGAGUCCCUUGGGCACGCCAGGAACCUAUGAUUGUGGGUUCGAAUCCCAGUUCGCCCCGAUUAUGUUUCUAGGU